AUGGCUAACACUUCAAUUUCUGCACUUCUUCCGUUCUCUCAAACCCUCGCACCUCACCACCUCUGUAUCCCAAUUCACCGGAGAAAUGCCUCCUAAGUUCGAUCCAUCUCAGGUUGUUGACGUCUACGUCCGCGUCACCGGUGGUGAGGUCGGGGCUGCAUCUUCACUCGCCCCGAAAAUCGGACCUCUUGGUCUCUCUCCCAAGAAAAUUGGAGAAGACAUUGCUAAAGAAACCGCCAAAGACUGGAAGGGAUUGCGAGUCACCGUCAAGCUUACCGUCCAAAACCGGCAAGCUAAAGUCUCCGUCGUUCCGUCCGCCGCUGCUCUGGUUAUCAAAGCCCUAAAAGAACCGGAACGCGACAGGAAGAAGGUGAAGAACAUCAAGCAUUCUGGAAACAUAUCGUUAGAUGAUGUUAUCGAGAUUGCGAAAGUGAUGAGGCCGAGGUCGAUGGCGAAGGAGUUGGCGGGAACUGUGAAGGAGAUCCUCGGGACGUGUGUUUCCGUUGGUUGUACUGUCGACGGGAAGGAUCCUAAGGAUUUGCAACAGGAAAUUGCUGAUGGUGAUGUGGAGAUUCCUCUGGAUUGAUGCAGCUUUGAUUUUUCUGGUAUUUCUUUCUUGAAAGUGUUUCUAUGUAGGAAUUUUGAAAAUUACUGCUUUUGAUAUAUUAUAAAGACUCCGAUUUUGAAUA
This is a messenger RNA of Lactuca sativa (garden lettuce), 689 nucleotides long. Its product is annotated as large ribosomal subunit protein uL11. Gene Ontology annotation, cellular component: ribosome; cytosolic large ribosomal subunit. Gene Ontology annotation, molecular function: large ribosomal subunit rRNA binding; structural constituent of ribosome. The record is from RefSeq and is a predicted model, not a curated record. Gene Ontology annotation, biological process: translation. Lineage: Eukaryota; Viridiplantae; Streptophyta; Magnoliopsida; Asterales; Asteraceae.